AAGCAGCGGCUGCUUCCGGAGUCGGAGUGGGAUGCGUUUGUGGCGAGCAUGCGCCAGCCGCUGCCCACCACCUUCCGCAUUAACGCCAAUGGUCCGUUUGCGAUGCACAUUCGCGACGAGAUGGAGCGGCAUGUGGCCGAGUCGUUCAGCCAGCCGUUGGAGGUGGAGGGGGAGCGCGUGGAGGCGCCACGAGUGCUGCCGUGGUACCCGGACAGGCUGGGCUGGCACCUCAACAUCUCCCGCCAGCAGCUGCGCACCCUGCCCGAGCUCAACAGGCUGUUUGACUUCAUCAAGAGGGAGAACGAGAUUGGAGCCAUCACUCGCCAGGAGGCCGUCAGCAUGAUCCCACCGCUUCUUCUGGACGUGCAACCGCAUCACAACGUGCUUGACAUGUGUGCGGCGCCAGGCUCAAAGACCUUUCAGCUGCUGGAGAUGCUGCACGGGGGGUGCGGGCCUGCACAGCUGCCCUCGGGCAUGGUGGUAGCAAACGAGCUUGACAUCAGGCGCUGUCACCUCCUGGUGCACCAGACGCAGCGCCUCUCCUCGCCCUGCAUCCUCGUUACCAACCACGCCGCCCAGCUCUUCCCCUCCCUCUCAAUCUCCUCUGAUGCCGCCGCUGCUGGGCCUGCCCCCGCUGCUGCUGAGGCGGAGAAAGAGGGGGAGGAGGUGAAAGGGGAUAAGGCGGAGGCAGUGGGUGGUGAGGGCAAGGGGAAGGAGCAGGAGGGGUUGGAUGGGGCGGCGGGUGAAGCAAAAGGAGAGACGAAAGGAGAGGCGGAGGGCGAGGGGGAGCUGUUUGACCGCAUUCUGUGUGACGUGCCGUGCAGUGGCGAUGGCACCAUGCGCAAGGCACCUGAUAUUUGGAAGAAAUGGAACACGGGCAACGGCAACGGGCUGCAUGCGCUGCAGAUCAAAAUCGCCAUGAGGGCGGUGGCGCUGCUGAGGGUGGGGGGGCGCCUGGUCUACUCCACGUGUUCGCUCAACCCUCUCGAGAACGAGGCCGUCGUUGCUCAGAUCCUACGGGAGUCCAAAGGGUGCAUGCGUCUAGUGGACUGCUCCCACAUGCUUCCCAACCUCAAGCGCUCGCCUGGGCUCAAGUCGUGGAAGGUAAAGGAUCGGUUUGGGUGGCAUGCGCACUAUACCCCGCGCAUCGUGUACCGCGGGGCAGGGCAGGAGGAGAGCGCAAAGGAAGUGCAGGGGGAGGGAGAGAAGGAGAAGGCGGAUGAGGGAGUGGAGGGAGGGGAGGGAGGGGAGUCAAAGGAGACAAAGGAGGGAGAGGAGGGAAAGACAGCAGAGGGAGAGAAGGGAGAGAAACCAGAAGGGAGGCGAAGAGAGGGCAGGAGGGGGAGGAGAACUGCAGAAGUGGUGGAAGAGGAGGGGGAGGAGGAGGAGGCGGAGGUGUGCGAGCAGGCAGUGGAGCUGUGUGUGAGAGUGCUGCCCCACCAGCAGGACACGGGCGGGUUCUUCAUUGCUGUGCUCGACAAGCAGGACACGGGGGGGUUCUUCAUUGCUGUGCUUGACAAGAUUGCGCCCUACACCGGACCAGUGUGCAUUGCCCCGUCUCGUGAGUGGUGGAGGGAAAGAGAGGGGGGGGAGGGAGGGGAUGAAGAGGGCGAGGGUGAUGGGCAGGACACCAGAGGGAGGGGACGAGGGAGAGGAAGGGGGAGAGGAGGGAGGGGUAGAGGAGAUAGAAGAGGAGGAGACAGGGAAGGGGGGGUGAAGGGGGAGGAGGAAGCUGAAGAGGCGGUGGGAGGUGAGGGGGCGGAGGCAGGAGAAGCAAUGGAGGUGGAGGAGGAAGGAGGCGAUGCUGAGAACGCAGCAGAGAACGCAGCGGCAAAUGAUGAUGACCAAGAACUGCUGAGCCCAGACGCUGCUGGUGCUCCUGAUUCCAUUGACGGUGUGUCGGAGCCUGCGGAUCCAGCAGACGAGGCAGAAGCAGACCCAGCUGAUGAUGCCGCCGCUGCCGCCGCUGCUGCUGCUGCUGAGAACGCUACUGGUGACCCCGGCGACGGCAGCAAGGAGCAGGAGAAGCAGCAGCGCUUGCAGCGGCGGCAGCAGCAGGGGCGGUGGAGGGGCGUGGACCCAGUCCUCUUCCUGUCAGACGAGCCCACCAUCGCCAGCGUGGAGGCAUUCUACGGGGUCCUGCCCGCCUUCCCCCUGCGCUCCCAGCUCAUCGUGCGUAGUGACGCGCCCAGCCACAGCAAGCGCAUCUACCUGGUGUCGAAGCCCAUUGCACAGGCUAUUCGAGCCAACCAGGAGUCAGGGCAGCGCCUCAAGAUGGUGUCCACAGGCGUGAAGCUCUUUGAGCGGCAGAGCACCAAGGACGGCGAGGUGCCGUGCUGCUUCCGCCUCUCAGCCGAGGGUCUCCCGUUCAUCCUGCCCUUCAUAACGCGCCAGCUCGUGCACGUGCCCCCGCGCGACUUCCGUGUGAUGCUCUCAAAGCGCUCCGUGCUGCUCACAGAGCUCUCCGAGGGGGUUGCUAAGGAUCUGGAGGCUGCGGAUAUGGGCUGUGUUGUGAUGGUGCUGGACCCCAAAGACUCUCCGCAAGGCGAGCAGCGGGGGCAGCUGACGGGGAGGGAGGCGGCGGUGAUAGUGUGGCGGGGCAGGCGCAACGUGGGGCUCAUGCUGUCCAAGGUCGAGUCAAACCAGAUGCUGCAGUGGCUCGAUCUCCCUGCCUAUGCCGGGGAUGAUGACACCGCUGCUGCCGCCAGUGCUGCCGGUGACGCUGCUGCUGGUGAUGCUGCUGCUGCUGGUGAUGCUGCUGCUGCUGGUGAUGCUGCUGCUGCUGGUGAUGCUGCUGCUGCUGGUGAUGCUGCUGCUGCUGGUGAUGCUGUUGCUGAUGAUGCCGGUGUUGCUGAUGAUGCCGGUGUUGCUGAUAAUGCCGGUGCUGCUGGUUCUGCUGCUGCUGCAGCAGCUGAUGGCAGUGCUGAUGGGGCGAAGGGUUGA
Messenger RNA from Closterium sp. Naga37s-1, 2943 nucleotides. The record is from the annotation of a GenBank genome assembly. NCBI's taxonomy places the organism in Eukaryota, Viridiplantae, Streptophyta, Zygnematophyceae, Desmidiales, Closteriaceae.